Danaus plexippus (monarch butterfly) is the source of this 580-nucleotide messenger RNA. RefSeq names its product larval cuticle protein 65Ag1-like. The record is from RefSeq and is a predicted model, not a curated record. Bases 42 to 497 code for a protein of 151 amino acids. NCBI's taxonomy places the organism in Eukaryota, Metazoa, Arthropoda, Insecta, Lepidoptera, Nymphalidae. The transcript has 3 exons.
GACUCAGUUUCAGUGUAAGGCGAGCACGACACACGUUUUGUAUGCGGCCAACCAGCGCGCAGAUCGGGGACUCUUUAUAUAUAAAGAGAUCUUACGAAACCGCUAGCACAUUCGGAGUUCGGACUAUAGCUUGUCCAGGGAGUCACCUGUUUCUUCUCUCACCGGUCAACAAGAUGCUGUUCGUUUUGGUAAUUUGUCUGGCUUCGCUCGUGGGAAUACUUGGUGCAGCUCCUGCAAUUGAAAGCCAGCCAAAACCUCAAGUUCUGAGUUACGAAAUGAACACAGCUAACAUGCCUAAUUCAUAUAAUUACCAUUAUAACAGUAGUGACGGCUCAUCGAGAACGGAGCAAGGGGAAUUCGUAGAUCCUGGUACAGGUGAAGCUUCGCUUAACGUAGCUGGGGCGGUACGUUGGUACGACGACAAGGGACACCUCUACGAAAUGACCUAUAAAGCGGGAAGAAGAGGCUAUACAACAAUUAUAAAGAAAUUGUCAUAGAAAAUAAUGAAACUGUGCAAAAUGUACUGACUGCUCUAAUUUAUUUUUAACUUUUUUUUAUUUAUUAAAUUAAAUUAUUAAAA